GCGGCAGGAGCCAAUCAGAGCAUCGGCUCCCUCCUGGGUCGCUCACUCGCGCCACCCCGGUCGCGGCCGUUACUGGUGGCGCGCGCGGGGACUCAAAGUAGAUUAUGGAGGACACACAGGCUAUUAACUGGGACGUUGAAGAAGAGGAGGAGACAGAACAGUCCAGUGAAUCUUUGGGGCGCAGCUUGGAGCCUGUAGGGCGGCUACAUAUCUUCAGUGGUGCCCAUGGACCAGAAAAAGAUUUCCCACUAUACGUCGGGAAGAAUGUGAUAGGCCGAAUGCCUGACUGUUCUGUGGCCCUGCCCUUUCCAUCCAUCUCCAAACAACAUGCAGUGAUUGAAAUCUUGGCCUGGGACAAGGCACCUAUCCUCCGAGACUGUGGGAGCCUCAAUGGUACUCAAAUCCUGAGGCCUCCUAAGGUUCUGUGCCCUGAGGUGAGUUAUCGUCUGAGGGACAAGGAAUUGAUUCUCUUUGCUGACUUGGCCUGCCAGUACCAUCGCUUGGAUGUGCCCCUGUCCUUUGUCUCUCGGGGUCCUCUAACUGUAGAGGAGACACCCAGGGUACAGGGAGGAACUCAACCCCAGAGGCUUCUGUUGGCUGAGGACUCGGAGGAGGAAGUAGAUUCUCUUUCUGAAAGAUGUGUGAUGAAAGAAUCAAGGACCACAUCCUCCCCUUUGUCAACAGUAGUUCCAGAGAGUGAUGAAGAGGGGCCUUCCCUUGCCCCAGGUGGCCCUGGGCCACAUUGUGCCUUCAACUUGGACAGUGACACAGAUGAGGAGGAAGGUCAGCAACCAGCAACAGGGAAGGCCUCCUCCGCUGCCAGAAGAGGUGCCACUGCAGAGGCAGAGCAGCCUGCAGCUGAUGGAGUUGCAACCAAAAUCCAGUGUGAAAAGGACCAGCCUUCAGUGAAAGAGAGGGACAAUGACACAAAAAUCAAGAGAGAUGCAGGAAAUGGGGUGGUUCCAGUUAGGGUGAUUCUGGAGAGGAGCCAACCUCCUGGGGAGGACAGGGACACAGAUGGGGAUGAUGAGAGCAGGCCUCCUGGAAGGCCAGCUGCGGUCCAUUUGGAAAGGGCCCAGCCUUGUGGCAUUAUCGAUAGUGAUACUGAUGUGGAAGAAGAGGGAAUCCCAGCAACCCCAGCAGUAGUUCCUAUGAAGAAAAGGCAAAUAUUCCGUGGAGUUGGUACAAGGGGUCCUGGAGCACCAGGCUGGGCACAUCUGCGGGAGAGCCAGGCUGGCAGUGAUACAGAGAUGGAGGAGAGCGAGGCCCCACGGGCCAUCCCUCUGGAGAAAAGCCAGGCCUCCAUGGUGAUCGACAGCGAUACAGAUGAUGAGGAAGAAGUCUCAGCAGCACUCACUUUGGCACGUCUGAAAGAGAGCCAGGCUGUUGUAUGGAACAGAGAGAUGGAUGUGGAAGAGGACAGGGCCCAACCUAUGGUCCUUCUGGAGCAAAACCAAACCGCCAGUGGGAGAGACAGUGACACAGAUGUGGAAGAGGAAGGGCUCCCAGUGGAAAAGAGAGAAACCAUCCCUGAGGGUCACACAGACAAAGAUGGAGCCAUUGUUAUAGCACAUUCAGAAGAGAACCAGCCUCCUCCUAAGGACAGUGAUGUAGGUGUAGAAGCAGAUGACAGUUCACCUGGGAUCCACCUGGAGAGAAGCCAAGCCUCCGGCACGGUAGAUGUCAACACAGAAGGGGAGGAGGAUAUCCCACCAGGGCUAGCUGUUGUACAUCUGGAGAAGCAUGAGGUGUCUGUGGAGGGGACAUAUCAAACAGAUGUGGAAGCAGAGAGGGGGCCACCAAAGCUGCCUGUGGUGCCUCUAGAGGAAAGCCAGCCUCCUCUGGAUGAGGACUGUGAGACAGAUGUAGAGGAGGGCAUGUGCUUAGCAGCCUCGGCAGCGACAGAUGUAAGAAAGAGCCAGCUUCUAGCGGAAGGGGAUGCUGGGACAGAGCGGGCUGCAGCUGUUCCUGAGAGGGAGAGAGCUCUUGAGGUGGGGGCCCAGGGUGGGUCAUCUGCGGCACAAGUGGAGCAGGACCUUCUCCCUAUCUCAAGGGAGAAUCUCACAGAUCUGGUGGUGGACACAGGCACUGCAGAAGAACCCACCCAGCCACAGAGAGAGACAGCCCAGACCUCUACAGGAAGAGAGAGAGAACCACAUGUGGGCAUGACCAAGGACUCUGAAGACAACGAAGAUCAUUCUGAAGAUCUGGCCCUACAAGCUACCCAGUGCUUUGUGGAGAGAGAGACUGAGAGCCUGGAAGCAGUCCAGAGCAUGGAGGAUGAACCCACCCAGGUCCUGAUUACUCUCCCCCCAGAGCCUGGCCCUUCCCGUUGCAGCUUCCAGGCCCCAGGUGCCCUAGAUGAGCCAUGGGAGGUCCUGGCUACACAGCCAUUCUGCCUGAGAGAGUCUGAGGCCUCUGAGACCCAGCCUAUUGCCACCUGCCUGGAGGCCCAUGGGUCUUGCCUGUCUCCACCUUGGGCAACACCACAAGACCAACAUCCAGAGAGCCCAGUUCACACAGAGCCACUGGGGAUUCAAGGCAGAGGGAUGCAGACUGUGGAUAAAGGCAUGGGUAUACCAAAAGAAAUAGCCAAGAGAGGGACCCCUGAGGGAGGACCAUUGGAGAGGGAAACCAAGAAACUGCCUCCAAGGGGAGAGAGAGAUGUGAUGGGAAUGGAAGAAUUAACCAGGGAGAUACAGGACGGAGAACAAAAACAGCUGUUAGCCAGAGACACUCAGAGACAAGAGUCUGACAAAAAGGGGAAAAGUACAAGUCCUGAAAUGAAUAGGGACAGUUUAAAGGUAGAAGUUGAGUCAUCCAAGGAAAUGCAGGAGAAAGAAAUAGAGAAGCAGACCCUUAUAAGAGGAAUAUUUGAGAGAGUGGACAGCCCAGUACCAGAGAGAGAGUGUGAGCCAGCUCAGCCAGAAGUGAGGGGCCCCACAGUGAUGCCGGGCAGAGGCACACAAACGGGGGGCCCAGAGGGAGGGAACCAGGACCAGAAAGGGCAGGCCUCCUGCCCAACAUCAGAGCCUAGAGUGGGGAUAGGGGACCUUCAGGGACCUGCUUCAGCCCCGGUAGCUUCUGGGAGGCAGUCAAGUGGAGAAAGGGGAGCCCAAGUGAGCCCCAAGAGGCAGCAGACAGGCCAACUGAAUUGCAAGACGCCACCUGCUGAGAAGGCUUCCGGGGAAGAUCAGGAAUCCCCAGAUGCCUGUCUGCCUCCUACAGUGCCUGAAGCCUCAACCGCACCCCAAGGCCCCCUUCUCUCCCAGAGCCAAAGACAUCUUGCACCUCAGUCCCUUCUUUCUCCCUUCCUACCUUCUCUCGAGCCACCCAUUCCUAAAACCAGGCAAAAUGGGAGUCAGGAAGCUUCAGAGACUCCCUUGUCCUCAGAGCUGGAACGUUUCCACCCCAAGCCUAAAGUCAGACCCCAGGGGUCUUCCAGGGUGACACCCUCUCCAGCUUCCUCUACUGCCCCUGAGCCCCACCCUACCACCCCCACAGCCCAGCCUGUCACCCCCAAGCCCACAUCUCGGGCCACUCGGGGCAGGACAAAUAGGUCCUCUCUCAAGACCCCUGACCCAAUUGUCUCUAUAGCUCCUGAGCUCCAGCCUUCUACUUCCACAGCCCCGCCUGUCACCGCAAAACCUAUAUCUCGGGCCACUCAGGGCAGGACAAAUAGGUCUUCUCUCAAGACUCCCAACCCAGUUGUCCCCAAAGCCCUCGAGCUGCAGCCUUCCACCUCCACAGACCAGCCUGUCACCCCCAAGCCCACAUCUCAGGCCACUCGUGGCAGGAGAAAUAGGUCCUCUGUCAAGACCCCUGACCCAAUUGUUCCCACAACCCCUGAGCUCCAGCCUUCUACCUCCACAGCCCAGCCUGUCACCCCCAAGCCCACAUCUCGGGCCACUAGGGGCAGAACAAAUACAUCCUCUGUUAAGGGUCCCGAACCAGUUGUCCCCACAACCCCUGAGCUGCAGCCUUCUACCUCCACAGCCCAGCUUGUGACUCCCAAGCCCACAUCUCAGGCCACUCGUGGCAGGAGAAAUACAUCCGCUGUUAAGGGUCCCAAACCAGUUGUCCCCACAGUCCCUGAGCUGCAGCCUUCCACUUCCACAGCCCAGCCUGUCACCCCCAAGCCCACAUCUCAGGCCACUCGUGGCAGGAGAAAUAAAUCCGCUGUUAAGGGUCCCAAACCAGUUGUCCCCACAGUCCCUGAGCUGCAGCCUUCCACUUCCACAGCCCAGCCUGUCACCCCCAAGUCCACAUCUCAGGCCACUCGUGGCAGGAGAAAUACAUCCGCUGUUAAGGGUCCCAAACCAGUUGUCCCCACAGCCCCUGAGCUGCAGCCUUCCACUUCCACAGCCCAGCCUGUCACCCCCAAGCCCACAUCUCGGGCCACUAGGGGCAGAACAAAUACAUCCUCUGUUAAGGGUCCCGAACCAGUUGUCCCCACAGCCCCUGAGCUGCAGCCUUCCAGUUCCACAGCCCAGCCUGUCACCCCCAAGCCCACAUCUCGGGCCACUAGGGGCAAGACUCAUAGGUCCUCUGUCAAGACCUCCAAACCAGUUGAACCCACAACCUCUGAUCUUGAGCCUCCCACUCCCACAGACCAACCUGUCACCCCCGGGGCCGUAGCUCAGGGUGGUCAGAGCAGGACACUGAGGUCUUCCACACUAAGUGCUGUGCCAGUUCCUACCACCCCUGAAUUCCAGUCUCCUGUCACCACAGACCAGCCUGUUUCCCCUGAGCCGAUUCCUCAAGCCAGUUGCAGCAGGAGACAGAGAGCUGCUGGGAAGCACAGUUCCCUCACAGCUCCCACUGUCCAUAAGACUUGCUCUGCAUCCCCUGAACCUAAAUCCCGAUCCUCAAGGAACCAAAGACAGGGAGCAGUGAGAGCAGCUGAGUCCCUUACAACCGUUCCUGAGCCUGCCUUUCCCCAGCUGCUUGAGGCAUCCCAGAUGGAAAAGGUGGAAGCAGCAGAUAGAUCUGGCUUCACCCCAGAGCCCCAGCCUAAGGCCUCUCAAAGCCGCAAGAGGCCUUUAGCUACCAUGGCUUCACCCCCACUUCCAAAACGGUCCCAAAGAGGGGAAGUCUCCCGGGAGACCGCGUUCCUCAAGGAAGAGGAAGAAGAUACCGCAGAGAGGCCAGGAAAAGAAGAGGUGAGGAGAGGGCUGGGGCCACAAAGCUGGGAAAAAGGGCUCAGAAACUCCCACCAGGAUCUUUCUCAAUUCCAGGACGUAGUGAUUCCAGCACCAGGCAAGAGAAAGAGAGACCAGGCAGAGGAGGAGCCCAAGGGAAUACCAAGCCGCAGCCUCCGACGGACUAAACCUAACCAAGAAUCGCCCGUCCCCAAAGUGCUCUUCACAGGAGUGGUGGAUGCUCGAGGAGAGCGGGCAGUGCUGGCACUGGGGGGAAGUCUGGCCAGCUCAGUGGCAGAGGCUUCCCACCUGGUCACUGAUCGAAUCCGCCGGACAGUCAAGUUCCUGUGUGCCCUGGGGCGGGGGAUCCCCAUCCUCUCGCUGGACUGGCUGCAUCAGUCCCACAAGGCUGGUUGCUUCUUGCCCCCGGAUGAAUAUGUGGUGAUCGAUCCUGAACAGGAGAAGAACUUUGGCUUCAGCCUUCGAGAUGCUCUGAGCCGGGCUCGGGAACGAAGGCUGCUGGAGGGCUACGAGAUUCAUGUGACCCCUGGAGUCCAGCCACCCCCACCUCAGAUGGGAGAGAUCAUCAGCUGCUGUGGAGGCACUGUCCUCCCCAACAUGCCCCGGUCCUAUAAGCCUCAGAGAGCUGUGAUCACAUGCCCCCAGGACUUCCCUCGAUGCUCCAUUCCAUUGCGGGUUGGGCUGCCCCUCCUCUCACCUGAGUUCCUGCUGACAGGUGUGCUGAAGCAGGAAGCCAAGCCCGAGGCCUUUGUCCUCUCUACUUUGGAAAUGUCAUCCACCUGAAAACUCCUGUACCUUUUUCUCUCCCAGACCAAUAAAUAAAGUAUUAGAAAAUAUUUGGAAGAAAAAACUCAGGGCUUUAGGAAAGAUUGGGGUAUACUAGUAUGACUCUAGGAAACCUGGGUGGGACCAGAAAGGUUUAUGGGUAAACAGAAAGAGAGAUUGGGAGCCACAGAUUUUUUUUUUAAGUGGCUGUUUUAAAAUUGGCUAAUCCCAUGCUCAGAUAUCUUAAGUAGCUGUUCAUCUUAGCCAGAUUGAUGUAGUUAUUGCUCCUUGGCACUCACAUUCCUGCCUGCUAUUUGGAAACCGCCUCUCUUUCUCUUACCGGGAUUCUCACUUUUUCUCGAAAGAGAGUGGAAACAACUUUGGGGUCAGAAACUUGAAGGGAUGCUUGGAGUGAGUAGAUCUGAAGGUAGAGUUAUGGAAUGCUACUAAAACAUUUUCUUCUCUCCUGGCCUCUAGGAGCACCCUUUAGAUUUGACUUUGAGCAAGUCUCUGUACUUUUCUGGCCUGCUUUCCCAGUGUUUAUAAAAUUAGAGCUUAGGCUUGAGCUCUGUGAUAAAUAAAUAUUCACUCUGUGCCUUA
Lemur catta (Ring-tailed lemur) is the source of this 6527-nucleotide messenger RNA. It is a transcript of the gene MDC1, whose product is annotated as mediator of DNA damage checkpoint 1. Bases 105 to 5945 code for a protein of 1946 amino acids. Gene Ontology annotation, biological process: positive regulation of transcription initiation by RNA polymerase II. The transcript is spliced from 14 exons. The record is from RefSeq and is a predicted model, not a curated record. Gene Ontology annotation, cellular component: nucleus. Gene Ontology annotation, molecular function: protein binding. NCBI's taxonomy places the organism in Eukaryota, Metazoa, Chordata, Mammalia, Primates, Lemuridae.